Messenger RNA from Rhizophagus irregularis DAOM 181602=DAOM 197198, 1326 nucleotides. The record is from RefSeq and is a predicted model, not a curated record. Lineage: Eukaryota; Fungi; Glomeromycota; Glomeromycetes; Glomerales; Glomeraceae.
CUUAUUAAAUUAAAAUAAAUUGCUAUAUAAAUGGUUUAUUAUUUUCAUUCGAUGAGUGAUCAGCACAGGUUUUUUAUAUAAAAAUGGCGAGUUGAUAGCGUGUUCAAAUCAGAAUAAAAAUCAUUUAUUCAUUUUUUAAACAAACAUAUUUUUCAAAAUGCCUUCUUCUAUUACAAUUCUAUGUCAAAUAAAAUCUAAAGGGUUAGAUGGAGGGUUUGUCACCGGAUUAGCACAUUAUAUGUCUGAACCUGGAGUGUUUAAAACUUUCCAUUAUGGAUACUUUAAAAAACAGCUUUCUCCUCUAUUCCUACAUGAUUUGCAAGUCGGUGAUCAUGGGUUACUAUGUGGAAAGUUUGUUUUUAACCGUGGAAAUAUAUAUGUGCUAGUCUCUGCAGCGUUUAAAAUUCCAACGUCAGAAAAUCAUGAUAAUAUUAAUUUGCCUUAUGGUUCCUUUGUUGGGAGAAUAUACGAAGAAGUGGAACAAAACGGGAGUGAUUGCAAAUUUGGAGUGAAUUUGCUAGAAUAUAAUAAUUUUAGUUUUGCAAGUAAAGAAAAAAUUAAUUUCAGAAUACAUAUUGUGUAUGAGGCAGGGCCUACCUCGCGCUUUAUUAAGCUCGCAUCAAGAUUACAAGUUGGAAAGUUGAUUUUUAUUUCUGGCUUUUUUGAUCUUAAUGAAAAUGAAAUUCCCUUCGUUGAAGCAAAAGAAAUUGAUAUAUUAAAUGAAUUUUCUGACAAUCCAUCACAGACUCAAUCAAAUAAUACUUUACAAUCCCCUUUUCACGUACCGCUAAAUUUAAAAGCAAGUGAAGAAGAAUUGCCACAUGCUAAAUUUAAAAGUAAUAAAAAAUUACUUCAGUCUCCCCCACAAAAAAAGAAUAAAACAAUUGAAAUUAUUGAUAAUGAUGAACAAAUAGAUAACAAAAGUGAAGAAGAACAAAAAUCACCAAUCACGUCUGCUUCAAAGAUUGAGGCAAAGGAUUCAUCAAUCUCUGAAAAAUCAACCAAAAAAAAUAGCAAAAGAAAGAUGGAAUUAUCCGAUUUAUCAAUCCAACGCUUAGAGAAAGCAGCCAAAAAUACCAAAGUUAAAACAAGAUCGCAAAAGCGAUAUGAAAAUCAAAAGGAGGAUAAUGUUCUAAUGGAAGCAGAAGAAAGUACUUGAAUAGUAGUUUCGAAAACCUUAAUUUGUAUAUUGUCUAUUAGUUUAGAAAAUUACAAAUUACAUAGUAAAUUUUGUUAUUGAGAAGUUAAUUUUUAGCUUUUUUUAUAUAUUAUAAUCUUAUUAUUAUAAUAAAUGAGUAUUAUUUUUUCUUAGCUCUUAUAAUGAUA